AGACAAAUCUUUCAGGUUAGGUUAGGUUAUCAAACAUUGGGAAACACUGACGCAAGCAAUUCUAUAGUUAUAGGAAUUGCAAGCCAUGCGAGUGUGUUUUGAGUGGUGGUCGUCACAGUUCCGAGCGGAGCCUGAAGAACAUCAUGCGAUUCCCAGCACAUUACAACUGAACCUCGAGACGAGAAGAACUCCGUGAAGAGCUAGGCACUCGCGUUUAUCGAAGAGCGAAUAAGAGAUUCUCUUUUGCGAGAAAAAUGGAAGGCGAUCGACUGACCGGUAAGGACAUGAAGGAUGCUGAGACUACCGAAGCCAGACCCAAGGAAACUCUGGGCCUGACCACUGCAGUGGCUUUAGACACGCUGCACCGUGACGUCAAGCGCGUGCUGCAGGAAUAUGAAGAGGAACACAGGAGAAAUAAGAAGUACAGAGCCUGGUUGAAGGAUGCCUUGCACCAUCGCAGCCAAUACACGACACUCUGUUGGACUUCCGCGAUGGCACUGUUGAUCAACGCCGUUAUUCUUAUCAUUGUAUUCUUUGUGCUCAAUGAAACACGGUAUUCCACACUGCCCUAUGAAGGACUGGUAGUCUGUUGUUUAGUAGUAUUCAAUUUUAUUUUAGUGGUGUCGGAUAACAAAUUGCGACACCAAGAGAUUCCUCAGAGAGUGAGGAUUCUCCUCGACCAACUCGACGUCGCGCGUUCCACGUGUCGGUGGAGGCCCGAGAACUAUCCGUACUUGUGCAGUCCGCAAUCGCCCUGCCUCACUCUGCAGUGGACAUAUCGCGACGGCGAAAUAGUCAAUUUACCGUGGGCGUUGCUGGUUGCCGGUGACAUAAUCGUGAUGAAGCCAGGCCAGCAAGCGCCCGGGUAUUGCGUGCCAUACGACGAUCCCGAGGCUCCGGUUUUGCACGGCAGAGAAACCUACAGUCUGCCAGUGCACAGCGCCAACGAGAUCUUCUCGACGCCGCAGGCUCGUGUGCCCCUGAAGAACAAAAUCUACAAACUGCAGGAGACUCCGUAUCUGACGAACCUGCGAAUGGCGUUGGACCAGGCGCUCGACCGACCGGUGACCUAUCACAACCGGAAGCGGCACCUGUUAAUGAUCUGUUGCAUAGAGCACCUGGCCUAUCCGAUACUGCUGAUCGUCAUCCUCGUGACCAAUCUGCUCCGUUAUCUGUACCUGGCGGACUACUUCGGCAUUGGUCACUGGAGCGAGACAUUCUUGCUCCAACCGAUCGCCGUGAGCCUUCCGUUGCUGCCGUUGGUGUUUCCCGCUUGCUGGUUAUUUCUCAAUUGCUUCGGCAUGGCCCGCUUCAAGGCGCUGUUCAAGCUCUAUCUGUCCACGAAGAAGCCCCAAUUUGUAGAUCCAUUCGAGGAUGCGGAUAUUAGUGGUCCGAAUCAUCCGGACGUCGUGUACAAUUGGCUUGAGCUGAAGGAAUACCUCUUCGACAUUCUCUGUGGCAAGGAGCACAUGAUGUCGAGAUCCGCGAGUAUCUUGCAUGUUUUGGGUUCCGUGACUGCACUGUGCUGCGUGGACAAGAAGGGUCUUCUCUCGUGGCCUAAUCCAACAGCGGAAAAAGUGUUUUUCCUACGUAACGCCAAUAAUACUUUGUCGCCGAGUUCGAGUACCGGCAGCGUGGACAAGACAGCCGAGAAGAACCAGGAGUCCGAAGAUACCAAGGCGAACUCGAACAGGACGUCUUACGUGCAGCAUGAUAUGUCACAUUCUACCGCCGAGGUGUUGGAUCUCACGCAUGAUCACGCCUUGCCGUUCCGACUGCAAUUCGAUGACCAUUCGUGGCGACAACACCUGAACUCGCUGAAACCGCUUGGUCUGGCGAUCCUGCUCAACACGUGCAACAUGGACACGCAGGAGCACUACAUGCAGUUCUGCUGCCACGUCACCUGCGAAGCUCUCUACAACGAGAAUCUAGUCCCAGUGACGAACAGACGGUGCCUGUGCGAGCUGGCGAAGCAGAUCGGCUUUCAGGACCAGGCGCAGAAGAUAUUUCAGUUGGAGCAACAGCUGUCUACGUUUAGGCACGUGCAACCGGAAAUGGUGAGGCGGGACAUAAAGUUCGCGCGUUCGCUGAGCAUCGCGACGAAGCUGAAGUUCCCGUUUCCUCACAUGGUUGCUGUGGUCGUAAAAGAGCGCAGCGGCGGUGGUUUGCAAUUACUGACGCAGGGAACAGCCGACAUAAUUCUGGACUCGUGCAUCGAGUAUUGGGACGGUCACGAUCUCUGUCCUCUCUCCGCGUCAGACAGAAAAAAGGUGCAGGACUUUUAUCAGAGAACUAGCUUGACAUCGUACUGCACCGCGUUCGCUUAUAGACCACUGACGCGCGCCAUCAGCAGCAAGAUGUCCGACAUAUACUUGGAGCUUCCCGCAGACAGUAAGCACUUGUACACGCCGCAUAGAAGCCCGACACCGUUACCGUGGGACUUCAGAAACGUUCUCGAUCCCAGAGCACGAGGAAUACUUGGGCAGUUUCACUCGACAGAUUCCCUAUUGUGUAACGAGAACAAGGAUGACGAUGUGAGCGACGUCGAGGGCUGCUUCGAGAUUCAGUGCAAUCAGGUGUUCAUCGGAAUGGUUACCAUGCAAUACCAGGCUCAAACAGACAUGGUGCAAUUGAUCGAACAGUUAGAUAGAGCGUGCAUACGAUUCGUCCAUUUCAGCAAGGAGAACGAGUUGCGCUCUCGCGUCUUCUCGGAGAAGAUGGGUCUGGAAAGCGGAUGGAACUGUCAUAUCUCGUUGCUCAGUGAGGGAGCCAGCACUAAUCUGAACAACAGUCGAGCGAUGAGCAUGUCCGCGCCGAGCGCGAUCAACACGGAAUUUACGACGGUGAAGUUUGAAGAGGAGACCACGGAGUGGAACAACACAGGAACUUCGCAGGUCAAGAGCGCCAUGAGCCACAGGGAGCAAGACACGGUGAGAAGCGAGGAUAGCGUGCUGGUGCAGAGCGUUGAUCUUGGAUCGGGUCAGGAAGCCUGGAGGUCCCUGAGUUGCCUCACUGACAGCACCGAGCAGAGUGCGCCGGUCAACUUCGAUCUGUCGAAUAGAGCGAAACUACCGAGAGGCAUAGACAAGAUACGCCCGCAUAUCGAGCUGAUUGAUAACGUCCCGUUGCUGGUGUCGUUAUUCACCGACUGCAACACCACGGUGACUCGCGAGAUGCUGCACAUCAUGCAGGACUAUGGCGAGGUGGUGUGUGUGCUCGGCUCCUCCGCGAAUGCCGAAAACAUGCCGAUCUUUAUGCAGGCUGAUGCCGGAGUGGCGGUGGAGCCUUUGCAUCCCCAGGUGUGUCAGAAGGUACCCGUUUUGGUGCCUACCACUGAGAGUCAAGGCAUUUCGCCAGUUGAUCUCAGUAGAGCGCUCAAUUCCGUUGCGUGCUCAUUAAGCGUGAAACGUGAAGAUCCCGUAGCGAUCUUCCAUCUUAUUAUGGAGGCUCGCCAUUAUAUGAGGAGUCUAUGGAACUGCGUGCAAUUCUGGCUGUGCUGCACAAUCACACUUUCUUUUACCCAAGCGCUGUCGGCAUUCUUACUGUUACCACCGUUGUUUUCCGUUGACCAAGUGAUCUGGCUGUGCUGCUUCAUAAUUCCCAUGCUGUCGAUAUCCAUGAUUGCCACUCCAAUAGAUCCAACGAUAAUGCAACGAGCGACUGGGAAGAAUCAGUGCAUAGUCAAUGGACAGGUCGCGCUGUUCGUGCUGUGGUGUUACGGCUGUAAGUUCCUACCAACGGUGAUCACAGUGAUCCUGUCGCAGUGCGUGUCGUUCCUGACGCUCUGUCCCUUCUACGUGCCGCAGAACUCCAAGUGCCUGUACAUAUACCCGGACGUGCCGAGUCAAGUCCCUUGGGGUGGCUGGGGUGCCAGGCCCAACGUUAUCCUGGCCGUUCAGCAUUUUGCUCUCGUUCUCAUAGUCCUGCACUUCAUCACGAUAUCUAUUGGUUUCGUACAUAGAGAAUACUCUAUAUGGAAGAAACAUCCCGCGAACAAUUGCAUAUGGUUUCUUAGCAUAUUCAUCGUAUUGUGCGCACAGGCGGUGUCCUCCGGCAUAGCACUCUGCAGGUUUUGGAGAGAGGAGAGCAAAAGGAUAGAGAAUUUUCCCAUACACGUGGCGUUAUUCUUCCUGCUCUCCGUGCCAUUGAUGUUCGCGGUUAACGAGUUGAUUAAGUGGCAAGAGAUCAAGGUGAACGUGAGGUAUCAGAAGAGAGCGCGUCUAGAGUUUGGCACCAAGUUGGGGAUGAACUCGCCGUUUUAGUUUAAUCGGGGCUCGAAGCACCCUGAAGAGGAGGUUCGUGUACUUAUGGUACUCCGUGUACUCCAUGCCAAAUAUUGCCAAAUCGUAGAUAAUUCAGAUAAAUUAUUGGUAUUUUUCUAUAGCUACAUAUACAUAUUUCUAUUUUAUGGUAUAAUGCGCGCACGCGAUAGACAAGCGAGCCAUCAAUCACGAGCUUAAAUUACGAGCGCAGUGUAACAGCUUCUUCGCGCGAUUUAUCUGACAGCGGAAUUUGUACGAUAUUUUGUGAAACCGCUUCGUCCGAAUUGAGAAGUGGUUUCCCUGACAGCCAGUCACUUUUUUUUGUUUUUGAAACACUCCGUCAUGAUACGAGAUGCAUAACAUAGGUGUCAUCAAAUUCUUGAGUUUUAAAGGAUGAUUAACGUCCAGCAGUAAGUAAUCUUAAAGCAACUCUCGCAAGAUAGUUUCUAGAGAUUUUUCCAGCGUCCGUAGCAACGAGGGAGGGUACCUGACAAGGCGGUGACGCCUUGUAUUUGAUGACAUUAGCACUACUAGAGUGUCACGAUAUUAUAGAGUACUUGUACAUAAAGAUGUUCCUAUCGAUAGUAACUUAUUUGUAGCGAUUACACAUAGAUUAGCGAAUUGCGAAAGUACUCUGCGAAAUUACGCUCGGCUGCGUCGAAGUUCCGCUUGGCGCUCCAAUGGUAGGAGUUUCGCUCGCACGUGGUUCUUUGGUUGUGAAAUGAUCCUAUUUUCAACAAAUAGGUAAUUCUUAGUUCCCUCCACCGAGUAUAGCAGAGUGUAACGAUUGCCGAAAUUUUUCUUUUUUUUAACAGAAAUAAACUUUUAUUAAGC
Molecule: messenger RNA, 5096 nt
Organism: Ooceraea biroi (clonal raider ant)
Lineage: Eukaryota; Metazoa; Arthropoda; Insecta; Hymenoptera; Formicidae
Product: transmembrane protein 94-like protein l(2)k05819
Molecular function (GO): nucleotide binding
Source: RefSeq, a predicted model, not a curated record